Arabidopsis thaliana (thale cress) is the source of this 2690-nucleotide messenger RNA. It is a transcript of the gene AST91, whose product is annotated as sulfate transporter 91. Lineage: Eukaryota; Viridiplantae; Streptophyta; Magnoliopsida; Brassicales; Brassicaceae. Gene Ontology annotation, molecular function: secondary active sulfate transmembrane transporter activity. Gene Ontology annotation, biological process: sulfate transmembrane transport; transmembrane transport. The transcript is spliced from 9 exons. The record is from RefSeq and is marked reviewed. Gene Ontology annotation, cellular component: membrane. The coding region runs from base 878 to 2377 and encodes 499 amino acids.
GGUAAAUAAUAGACAAACGCCAACAAAAAAAAAAAAGAGAAAUUCACAACGGAUUAUCGGCUCAAAUUACAAAACAAAAAAAAAAUACAGAGACAACAGUAUACGUGUAACUUUCCGAAUUUUUUUUUUUUUCAUAUCAAAAAUAAAAGAUAGGCCAAGAUAAGACCAUUAUAAAAUGUAAAGACCGACCCGAAAUAAUACUCAUGUUUAAAUUAUCAGCAAAGAGCCAAGAGAGGAAACAUCACACAUUGGUGACAAAAAUUCUUAGGAAAACCAAUUAAUGGAGGUGCACAAGGUGGUUGCUCCGCCGCAUAAGAGCACGGUGGCAAAGCUAAAGACAAAACUGAAGGAGACUUUCUUCCCGGACGAUCCCUUAAGACAGUUCAGAGGACAACCAAACCGUACCAAGCUCAUACGCGCCGCUCAAUACAUUUUUCCAAUCCUCCAAUGGUGUCCUGAGUACAGCUUCAGCCUACUCAAAUCCGACGUCGUUUCAGGUCUUACCAUCGCUAGUUUAGCUAUUCCUCAGGUACGUACGUAUCAAAAAUCCGACGACGACCCAUUUUCACGUUCCGAUCAAUAACGACCACCAUUUUAUGCAAUUCUUGAUUAUAAUCUUCGUCUUCUUGGUUUUCAUAAAAACAGGGGAUUAGUUACGCGAAGCUAGCAAAUUUGCCACCAAUCGUUGGUCUAUGUAAGAAUCUGAAAGUAAAAUUGAAUAGAAUAUACAUGAAACAUUAUAGACCGUUACAUAAACACGUGUGUUGAUGUAUGUGUAGACUCGAGCUUCGUGCCACCGUUGGUUUAUGCGGUCUUGGGAAGCUCAAGAGAUCUAGCAGUGGGACCAGUCUCCAUAGCGUCGUUAAUCUUAGGAUCCAUGCUAAGGCAACAAGUAUCUCCCGUAGACGAUCCUGUUCUCUUUCUACAGCUAGCCUUCUCUUCUACCUUCUUUGCUGGUCUCUUUCAAGCCUCUCUUGGAAUCCUCAGGCUGGGAUUUAUAAUAGACUUUCUAUCAAAAGCGACGCUAAUAGGGUUUAUGGGUGGAGCAGCCAUAAUUGUAUCACUCCAACAGCUAAAGGGUCUGCUUGGGAUAACUCAUUUCACAAAGCAUAUGAGUGUAGUCCCUGUUCUCUCCUCUGUUUUCCAACACACCAACGAGUGGUCAUGGCAAACAAUUGUGAUGGGAGUUUGCUUCUUGCUCUUCUUGCUCUCGACACGUCACCUCAGCAUGAAGAAGCCGAAGCUGUUUUGGGUCUCAGCCGGAGCACCACUUCUUUCCGUUAUCGUCUCUACACUUCUUGUCUUUGUUUUCAGAGCCGAGCGUCACGGAAUCAGCGUCAUCGGGAAAUUACCAGAAGGUUUGAAUCCACCGUCUUGGAACAUGCUUCAGUUUCACGGUAGUCAUCUCGCACUCGUCGCCAAAACCGGACUCGUCACCGGAAUCGUCUCCCUCACGGAAGGAAUCGCAGUGGGAAGAACAUUUGCAGCGCUAAAGAACUACCACGUAGAUGGAAACAAAGAGAUGAUCGCCAUUGGUCUGAUGAACGUAGUAGGCUCUGCCACAUCUUGCUACGUCACAACCGGAGCAUUCUCUAGAUCAGCGGUCAACAACAACGCGGGAGCUAAAACCGCAGUUUCAAACAUUGUUAUGUCGGUCACUGUUAUGGUUACGCUUCUCUUCCUAAUGCCGCUUUUCGAAUACACUCCCAAUGUGGUCCUCGGUGCCAUCAUUGUGACCGCGGUCAUUGGUCUCAUCGACCUUCCCGCGGCCUGUCACAUAUGGAAGAUCGAUAAAUUUGAUUUCUUGGUGAUGCUUUGCGCGUUCUUUGGUGUCAUUUUCCUAUCCGUUCAAAACGGUCUAGCCAUUGCGGUGGGGCUAUCGUUGUUCAAGAUAUUGAUGCAAGUAACAAGGCCGAAAAUGGUUAUAAUGGGUAAUAUUCCUGGAACGGAUAUAUACCGAGAUCUUCAUCAUUACAAAGAAGCACAAAGGAUCCCGGGAUUUCUUGUUUUAAGCAUCGAAUCUCCUGUCAAUUUCGCCAAUUCUAACUACCUCACUGAAAGAACAUCUCGUUGGAUUGAAGAAUGCGAAGAAGAGGAAGCUCAAGAGAAGCAUUCUAGCCUACAGUUCUUGAUUCUUGAAAUGUCAGCCGUGAGCGGUGUAGACACAAACGGAGUGUCCUUUUUUAAGGAACUUAAGAAAACAACCGCCAAGAAGGACAUCGAGCUUGUGUUUGUGAACCCUCUAAGCGAAGUGGUGGAGAAGCUUCAAAGAGCUGACGAACAAAAAGAGUUCAUGAGGCCCGAGUUUCUCUUCUUAACCGUCGCUGAGGCCGUUGCGUCGCUCUCUCUUAAAGGGCCAUCUCUCAGUAACGUUUAACUAUAAUUUUUUGUAUCGGUCCAAUAUUGAUAUUUAACCGAUGGUUAAAUUUUUCUUUUUGUCUCUUUUUCAUCUUUUAAUUUCAGUACAGAUGUAAUAUUACGUUCUUCUCUCUCUUUCUUCAGUGAUGAUUUUGGUCAAGAUAUGUUUGUAUGAUUUCGCCAUUUUGUAGUUUACUAGGCCAUGUUUAGUCUCCGAGAAUAAAAUUGAUCUAGAAUCGAAUUGAUAUCUUAGCUAGAUCAAACGGAUGUAUAUCCAAAUUAUUUAUGAAAUAAACUGAUUAAAUAAAAAAAUAAAAAUAAUAUUUUUAUUU